Molecule: messenger RNA, 2101 nt
Organism: Vigna angularis (adzuki bean)
Lineage: Eukaryota; Viridiplantae; Streptophyta; Magnoliopsida; Fabales; Fabaceae
Product: glycerol-3-phosphate 2-O-acyltransferase 6
Exons: 3
Coding region: 1-1923 (640 amino acids)
Biological process (GO): cutin biosynthetic process
Cellular component (GO): membrane
Molecular function (GO): phosphatase activity; glycerol-3-phosphate 2-O-acyltransferase activity
Source: RefSeq, a predicted model, not a curated record
AUGGAGGCAGCGUCAGAGGGAGGAGGCGGCGGAGGGAGCAUAAACGCAGAAACGUCGUUAGAGGCAACGAGAUACACAACCCUUACCGCGACAAAAAUGAAGGCACCGUGGUCGUUGGAGGCAGCGGUGGGAGCAACGAUGGAGAGAGCACCGGCGUCAUUGGAGGCAGCGAGAUGCACCACCCUCAAUGCAAUUAAAUGGAGGCACCGUCUGAAGUGGUUGGAGGCAGCAAAGGAGGAAGCAACAAUUAUUUAUAUAUCCAUCGUAUUAAUUGCAUUUGUUUCUCCAAAUUGUUCAUUAACAUCACCACACUCACCCUUCCCUAUAAAACCCUCUCACCAAUUCCCUCUUCAUAACAUUUUGAGGCUAUCCCACAUCUCCAUCAAUCUCUCGCAAACACAUUUUCUCCACAACCAUUUUCUCCCUAUUGAGGUUAUCAUGGGAAUCACUUCUCCUUUUGCUUCAAUAACUCAAUGCACAACCAAAGACCGUUCCAACCAAACAGUUGUCUCCAACCUCGGUGGCACUCUCCUCGUGUCCCGCAGUGCCUUCCCAUAUUACCUCCUCGUUGCUCUCGAAGCCGGCAGCAUCCUAAGAGCCCUAUGUCUUCUCACCCUCGUCCCCUUUAUCUACUUCACCAACCUCUUCAUCUAUGAAACUGCGGCAAACAAAACCUUAGCCUUUGUAACCUUCGCAGGGCUCAAACUCAGGAACGUUGAGGUAGUGUCGCGGUCGGUGCUCUCCAGAUUCUACGCGGAGGAUGUACACCCUGACACCUGGCACGUUUUCAACGCCUUUGGGAAGCGCUACAUUGUUACCGCCAGCCCCAGGGUGAUGGUGGAACCGUUUGCCAAAACAUUUCUUGGCGCAGAUAAGGUCCUUGGAACAGAGCUCCAGGUAACACCGUCAGGGAGGCUGACAGGGUUUACUGACGAUGUCGGUAUGCUUGUUGCUAACCACAAAAGAGACGUGGUCAUCAAGGAGUUUGGAACGAACUUGCCCGAUGUAGGACUCGGAGACUGUGUAACCGACUAUGACUUCAUGUCCAUUUGCAAGGAAGGAUAUAUGGUGCCAAGGAUGAAGUGUGAGCCACUACCAAGAAACAAACUUCUAAGUCCAAUAAUUUUUCAUGAGGGCAGGCUAGUUCAGAGACCAACUCCUUUAGUGGCCCUCUUGACCUUCCUGUGGAUGCCAAUUGGCAUUAUACUCUCAAUCCUAAGGGUCUACCUCAAUAUUCCUUUGCCAGAAAGAAUUGCUUGGUACAACUAUAAGCUUCUUGGAAUCAGGAUCAUUAGGAAGGGUACACCUCCACCACCACCAAGAAAAGGUCAGAGUGGGGUGCUAUUUGUGUGUAACCACCGUACAGUUUUAGACCCUGUGGUUACUGCCGUUGCCCUAGGGAGGAAAAUCAGCUGUGUCACAUACAGCAUAAGCAAAUUCACCGAAAUUAUUUCACCUAUCAAAGCUGUUGCACUCUCAAGGGAGAGAGAAAGAGAUGCAGCCAACAUCAAGAAAUUGCUUGAAGAAGGAGACUUGGUUAUUUGUCCUGAAGGCACCACUUGUAGAGAACCAUUCCUCUUGAGAUUCAGUGCUCUCUUUGCUGAGCUAACCGAUAGGAUUGUCCCAAUUGCCAUCAACACAAAGCAAACUGUGUUUUAUGGUACCUCAGUUCGCGGGUACAAAUUGUUGGACCCUUAUUUUGUGUUUAUGAAUCCUAUGCCAACUUAUGAGAUCACUUUCUUGAAUCAGUUACCAACAGAACUCACCUGUAAGGGAGGAAAAUCAUCAUUUGAAGUCGCAAAUUAUAUUCAAAGGGUUCUUGCAGGGACUCUGGGGUUUGAGUGCACCAAUUUAACAAGAAAGGACAAGUAUGCAAUCCUUGCAGGAACGGAUGGAACCGUUCCAUCUAAGAAGAAUACUUGAAAUUCCAGACGGAAAAAGCAUCUCUCUUUUAUUCUCUACAUUGGUCUCGUUGUUCCCAAAAGCUUAAAAUCAUUAGGGUAUUAGAGUAAUAAAAACUGAUUGUGAUUUUUUAUAAGAAUAAUAGUUUGCGUAAUUAUUGUUAUUAUGAUAAUUACAACUAGUUGUUAUUUUGUCAGUC